UUCAAAAAACAAAUUCUGAUAAUGAAAAUAAAAUUGAAAAAUUAAACAUGGAACAAGAGAAUGAGAUAAAAAAUUUAAAUGAGAAUAUUAAACAAUUAAAAGCUGAAAAUGAGCAAAAAGAUAAGAAAAUUAAUUAUUUUGAGAAGAAAAUUGAUGAUUUAAGCAAGGUGUAUUGCACUAGAUAUGUGGUAGUUUAUAGUUUUAAAAUUAUUAGAAAAUCUUUUUUUAAAGGAUUUUUUUAA
This is a messenger RNA of Meloidogyne enterolobii, 242 nucleotides long. The record is from the annotation of a GenBank genome assembly. NCBI's taxonomy places the organism in Eukaryota, Metazoa, Nematoda, Chromadorea, Rhabditida, Meloidogynidae.